AUGCACAAUACAACGGUUACAGCAUUGCUGCAGGAGCUCGUUUCCUAUGGUUUAUUCCUACUCCUGCCUCCUGAUUAUACCACCUUACGAAGCGCAGUCGCUGUGUCCACUAGGCCCUGGCUCGGUGAAGCUAGGAACAAUGACCCGAUGGGACUUUUCGUUACAUCAACUUUCAAAACCCACUCUCGUAUGCAAAACGCAAAUCCUAACUUCCGCCCGUCUUUCAAUUGGAGUGAGGCUUCUCUAUCAACCCAGCGUCUCCAGUCCUUUCUCAAAACCAACGGCAAGAAUAACUGGAUAGGUCUCAUGCGACGCUACCUGAAGAAUAUACCGGCAUUCUUAGAAUCUAGGGUCGGCAAACCACGAUCCUUGAGCUUUGAGAUAUCCAAUCUUGGCUCAUUCAACAUGGAGACCCAUACCCCCGACGAAGGCAUUCAGAGAAUUGUUUUCAGUCAGUCAAUCUCUGCCGUUGAUAGUGCGAUCCAAGUAAGCGUGAUUACAGCGAGGACGCUUAGUAUUGGUAUCUCUUGGCAGGAAGGUAUCGUGCCGCAGCAGCAAAUUGCAUCAUUGAUCGAUAUCAUGAAAUCCUUUCUUGAUAAUAUUGGGAUGUUUACGUGA
Penicillium riverlandense is the source of this 618-nucleotide messenger RNA. RefSeq lists its product as uncharacterized. Gene Ontology annotation, molecular function: N-acetyltransferase activity. Bases 1 to 618 code for a protein of 205 amino acids. NCBI's taxonomy places the organism in Eukaryota, Fungi, Ascomycota, Eurotiomycetes, Eurotiales, Aspergillaceae. The record is from RefSeq and is a predicted model, not a curated record. The transcript has a single exon.